AUGGAGGGGUCAUUUAAGGACUUCGAAUUGCCACCUCAACACCGCUGCAGGACUGCAUGGACUUCCAACGCAGAAAGGGCUCGAGGCGAGGUGGAAGCGACAUUUGUUUCCACAGUGAACAAAUCCAGGACGAAUUCUAAAGGCGUGGCACCUCGCUGCUCAGAUGUCAGAACGUCGGUGUCCAGGUCGCACAGUUCAGGUCUUUCCAGUAAUUCCCGCGUAUAUGCACCCCAUACAAAACAUAGUGGCGCGCGCGGAGCCUUUUCACUGCCUGGAGACGUCACCCAGCCGCCCCCUGUUGAGGCCAGGCGGCGCACUCAAACAAAACUUGGAAACGGAAUUCGGUUGCGUGUUGCAGGUAGAAAACCCACUGAGAGGGACAUGAAUAGUAGGGACGAGCGAAACAUGGUAACGACACCCAGGUUGAACACUGAUGCAGGAAGCGUGUCGGGCAGUGACGGAACGAGCAGUAGUCCUUCGUUAGAGAGAAUUAGUGAUUAUGGUUGCAAUGGAAGUGGACCUGUUUGCAGUUCGCCUAGAUCGGGUGUGGUUCAAUGUGUGGAAGAAGAAGCAUUUGCAGAUGAGGAUAGAGCCAGUACCCCCGAGCCGUCCAGGUAUAAGCGACUUACGAUAGAAGAGCGGCUUCGCAUUAUUGAGGAGAAACGCGACAAACGACUUGAGAGGGCACGCCAGAAGUUUGUUGCCUUGCGUGCAACAGUCGUGGCUCCACGGCCCCACACCCUGACGCGCGUCCGUAUGGGGAACUUCAAGGCUGUCGGUUUUUAUGAAAGCCGAAGGACUUACGAGGGAAACUCACCUCAUCUUGCCCUCGAGGAUAAACCAGUGGCUCGUUCCUGUAGUGUUCCCUUACAACGCAAAUCCACUGGUGUUUCUUCAGGAAAUUUCGGAGGGGCUCCCACGUCGCCGCGCGCACCGGACUCGCACGAAGUGCGACGCCAUGAAUUCCUUAGUGGGGAACGAUGUGAUGAUGGCGAUGAUAAUGAAAGCAGCGGGUCCGCCCUUUCUAUUGAUAAAGAUGAUUGA
This is a messenger RNA of Trypanosoma brucei brucei TREU927, 1044 nucleotides long. RefSeq lists its product as hypothetical. The record is from RefSeq and is a predicted model, not a curated record. Bases 1 to 1044 code for a protein of 347 amino acids. The transcript has a single exon. Lineage: Eukaryota; Euglenozoa; Kinetoplastea; Trypanosomatida; Trypanosomatidae.